Molecule: messenger RNA, 459 nt
Organism: Saccharomyces eubayanus
Lineage: Eukaryota; Fungi; Ascomycota; Saccharomycetes; Saccharomycetales; Saccharomycetaceae
Gene: DAP1
Product: Dap1p
Exons: 1
Coding region: 1-459 (152 amino acids)
Cellular component (GO): membrane; endomembrane system
Source: RefSeq, a predicted model, not a curated record
AUGUCGUUCAUUAAAAACUUGCUAUUUGGGGGCGUGAAAACGAGCGAGGACCCAACGGGGCUCACAGGGUCCGCAGGGUCUAACACAAACGAUUCCAGCAAACCCAGCGAGCCGGUGGUGGCCGGUAACUUCUUCCCAAGGACGUUGUCCAAGUUCAAUGGUCACGAUGAUGAAAAAAUCUUCAUUGCGAUCAGGGGCAAAGUGUACGAUUGCACACGUGGAAGGCAGUUCUACGGGCCCAGCGGACCAUACACGAACUUUGCAGGCCACGAUGCGUCGCGCGGGCUGGCGCUGAACUCCUUCGAUCUGGAUAUUAUCAACGACUGGGACCAGCCCAUCGAUCCCUUGACGGACCUGACCACGGAGCAGAUCGACGCGCUGGAUGAGUGGCAGGAGCAUUUCGAAAACAAGUAUCCUUGCAUCGGCACGCUGAUUCCAGAGCCCGGCGUGAACGUAUGA